Molecule: messenger RNA, 1821 nt
Organism: Diabrotica balteata
Lineage: Eukaryota; Metazoa; Arthropoda; Insecta; Coleoptera; Chrysomelidae
Source: the annotation of a GenBank genome assembly
ACCUAAUAAUUAUCAAACGAUUAACUUUUUUUAAGAAAACGAUCAAAUUCUUUUUUUUUUUUUAGUAAUCUUAUCUUAAUAUUUUACGUGCAUUUAAAUGAAAUUACAUUUAAAUAUUGAUAAUUUUUGUUUUAUUGAUAACUUUAAUAGGCAUAGUAAUUUUGAGUUUGCUACAAAAUGGAUAAAGUUUUGGUUAUUGCAGUAUUUUCAUUUUUUACUAUAUGCCUUGCUGACAGUGACAGAACUUUUCCCGAAACAUUUUCAUUUGGAGCGGCAACAGCUGCGUUUCAAAUAGAAGGAGCGUGGAACGAAAAUGGAAAAGGGGAAAACAUCUGGGAUCAUUUCGUUCAUACAAAUCAAUCAAGAGUUAUAGAUGGUAGUAACGCAGAUAUUGCCUGUAAUUCGUAUCAUAAAUAUGCAGAAGAUGUGGCUUUGGCUGCUAAAAUGGGUUUGACACAUUACAGAUUUUCCAUUUCUUGGUCUAGAUUAUUGCCAAAUGGUUUCAUAUCUCCAGCAAAUAUCAUAGCUAUAAGUUACUACCAAGAUUUAAUACGUGAGCUGGAAAAGUAUAAAAUAGAACCUGUAGUGACGAUUUACCACUGGGAUUUACCUCAAAUGUUACAAGAACUAGGUGGAUGGGAAAAUGCAAAAAUUGUCGAUUACUUCGUUGAUUAUGCAGAUUUGGUGUUUGCAAGUUUUCCAUCUGUUAAACAUUGGGUUACAUUUAACGAACCGAAACAGGUGUGUCGUAGCGGAUACGGUAAAGGUAACAUGGCUCCAGGUAUAGCACGAAGUGGAAUAGCUGACUACAUGUGCACCUAUCACGUCAUUAAAGCACAUGCCGCUGCUUAUCACAAAUAUCAAGAAAGCUAUAAAUCUCUUGGAGGAAAAAUUACUAUGGCUCUAGAUGGCAUUUGGAGUAUACCGUAUUGGGAUAAUGAAGAAGAUCAACAAGCCUCAGAGCGGAAAUUAAAUUUUGAGUUUGGAUUAUACGCUCAUCCAAUUUUCUUUGGUGACUGGCCUCAAGUGGUAAAGGACAGAGUCAAUUAUCGUAGCAAAAUGGAAAACUAUCCUGAAUCUCGUUUACCGCAGUUUACAGUCGAAGAAAUGGAGUACAUUAAUAGAACUGCUGAUUAUGUUGCUUUCAAUUUUUACAAUACAAAGUUAAUUAAAGACAUAGAUGAAGCUUCUUUUGAUACUACGUCUUUUGAUAAUGACUUAAGAGUAAAAGAGGAUGUCGAUCCUCGUUGGACUAUUGCUUAUGAUGGUAAUACAAUAUAUCCCCAAGGGUUAAGAUACUACCUGAAAUGGAUUGCGGAAAAUUACAACAGUCCCGAAAUUAUAAUUACUGAAAAUGGAAUCGCUGAUAAUGAUACUAGCGUAGAAGAUAAUGAAAGAAUAUCAUAUUUAUCAGGCUAUCUGAACGCUGUUUUGGAUUCUAUUUAUGAAGAUAAAGUUAAUGUUACUGGUUAUACAAUGUGGAGUUUACUGGAUAAUUUUGAAUGGACUUCGGGAUACAGCAUGCGUUUUGGAUUUUACUCUGUAGAUUUCAAAGACGACAGCCGUCCAAGAACAGCGAAAAAAUCUGUAGAUUAUUAUAGUCAAAUAAUUAAAAAUAGAAAAAUUCCCGAAUAGUUAAAAAUUAAAGCUGAAUAAUAACUUUUAAGAGAUAAGUAUGGAACACAAAUUAUAGCGAACUCUAACAAAAACUUUCAAUCUGAAAACAACAGUAAAUUAUAUAGGUACAUUAUAUAUAUAUAUAUAUAUAUAUAUAUAUAUAUAUAUAUAUAUAUAUAUAUAUAUAAUAUAUAUAUAUAUAUA